Molecule: messenger RNA, 897 nt
Organism: Carlito syrichta (Philippine tarsier)
Lineage: Eukaryota; Metazoa; Chordata; Mammalia; Primates; Tarsiidae
Gene: CELA3B
Product: chymotrypsin like elastase family member 3B
Exons: 8
Coding region: 18-827 (269 amino acids)
Biological process (GO): proteolysis
Molecular function (GO): serine-type endopeptidase activity
Source: RefSeq, a predicted model, not a curated record
GCCUCUCAAAACUCACGAUGCUCCAGCUACUGAGUUCCCUCCUGCUCGUGGCCUUUGCCUCAGGCUGUGGCCAAACGGCCUACAACCCCUCCAGCCGCGUUGUCAAUGGUGAGGAUGCGGUUCCCUACAGCUGGCCCUGGCAGGUCUCCCUGCAGUACGAAAAGGAUGGAGUCUUCUACCACACCUGCGGCGGCAGCCUCAUCGCCCCUGACUGGGUUAUGACCGCAGGCCACUGCAUCUCGAGCUCCCGGACCUACCAGGUGGUGCUGGGCGAGUACAACCGUGCCGAGAAGGAGGGCCCUGAGCAGGUGAUCCCCAUCAACGAGGGGGACCUUCACGUGCACCCUCUCUGGAACCCCAGCUGCGUGGCCUGUGGCAAUGACAUCGCCCUCAUCAAGCUCUCGCGCAGCGCCCAGCUGGGGGAUGCCGUCCAGCUCGCCUGCCUCCCUCCCGCCGGUGACAUCCUGCCCAACGAGGCGCCCUGCUAUAUCAGCGGCUGGGGCCGCCUUUACACCAAUGGGCCACUCCCGGACAAGCUGCAGCAGGCCCUGCUGCCAGUGGUGGACUACGAACACUGCUCCAAAUGGGACUGGUGGGGCAUCUCUGUGAGGAAGACCAUGGUGUGUGCCGGCGGGGACAUCCAAUCUGGCUGCAAUGGUGACUCCGGAGGACCCCUCAGCUGCCCCACAGCAGAUGGCUCCUGGCAGGUCCACGGUGUGACCAGCUUCGUGUCUGCCCUCGGCUGUAACACCCUCAAGAAGCCCACGGUGUUCACUCGUGUCUCGGCCUUCAGUGACUGGAUCGAGGAGACAAUGGCAAGCAACUAGAACCAGAGCUCAGCUGGCUGUGCUGAUCCCACAUUCUUUACAAAGAAUAAAGAUCUCUCAGAAAGCUCCA